UCAAAGUUCACUGGAUUGUAUAGUUAUUGUGGAUUCAGGUCCUGUAUUACUGUGAACCCGUGUGAUACGCAUGGAACUGCCAAGGCUAUUCGUCGGGCUUUGACUAUGAGUGACGAGGAGGCAUUGUCGAGGUGGGAGGACCUCCAUAACCACGUGGUAACACAAACAGCCCAAACCUUCCUCGCGCGCUGCCUUCACGCCAACACCGAACACACCACCCAAACAGACCACCACUCUGUCCCUGCCCUCAACACCACGCUCCUCCUCCCAAGCUACAAACACUCCCCUCGCCGUAUCCUCCUGCUCGAUUUCGAAGGCACGCUCUGGCGCCCCGACAUGUCUCGCGCAGGACUCCUCGCGCCGUUCGUGCCCACCGAAGGCGCAGUAGAACUCCUGAACAAGUUCUCUGCAAAUAAGCGCAACGAUGUGUGGUUGCUCAGCGGGUUACCUGUCAAGAGCCUCGAGCGGGUCGCUGAACAAGCGCCUGAUGUGGGUAUAGUUGCGGAGAACGGGUGUUUUGCCAAGAUCCCGGCGCAGAAUGGGAAAGGAGGGGUGUGUAUAAGUAUGGCUGCGAAUUUGAAUUUGACGUGGAAGGGUCUUUGUGUAGAGAUUUUGAAUUA
Suillus subalutaceus is the source of this 620-nucleotide messenger RNA. RefSeq lists its product as uncharacterized. Gene Ontology annotation, molecular function: catalytic activity. Gene Ontology annotation, cellular component: cytosol; alpha,alpha-trehalose-phosphate synthase complex (UDP-forming). The annotation marks the transcript as partial. The record is from RefSeq and is a predicted model, not a curated record. Gene Ontology annotation, biological process: trehalose biosynthetic process. The transcript is spliced from 3 exons. NCBI's taxonomy places the organism in Eukaryota, Fungi, Basidiomycota, Agaricomycetes, Boletales, Suillaceae.